Salvelinus fontinalis (brook trout) is the source of this 3358-nucleotide messenger RNA. Its product is annotated as neurotrophin receptor-interacting factor homolog. The record is from RefSeq and is a predicted model, not a curated record. The transcript has 8 exons. Gene Ontology annotation, biological process: regulation of transcription by RNA polymerase II; central nervous system development. Bases 223 to 2205 code for a protein of 660 amino acids. Gene Ontology annotation, cellular component: nucleus. NCBI's taxonomy places the organism in Eukaryota, Metazoa, Chordata, Actinopteri, Salmoniformes, Salmonidae. Gene Ontology annotation, molecular function: RNA polymerase II cis-regulatory region sequence-specific DNA binding; DNA-binding transcription factor activity, RNA polymerase II-specific.
UAACCUAACGUAACCAGGCUUAGUGAAAGGAAGUGUAGUGACCAAGAACAAGUUCCACGUUAGCGUUUUUGUUAUUUAGACGUUUAUUGGCACCCUGGAACUCAAAAUAUGACACAUGUAACCGCGCUGCACAUACUUACCCCAGGUAGUCUUUAAUUCGCGUUGGAGACGGAACUUGGUUGAGGAUGUUGUCUAGCUAGCUGUUAACGUUAGCAAACAACAAUGGCUGACUGUAUGAUUUUUCACACUCAAAUAGCCUCCAUCAUGGAGAUGCUAGCGAAUGCAGCCGUGGCAGAUAUCUGUAAACUCGUAGACGACGACUAUGCAGUGUUUCGUUUGGAAAUAACUCAAAGCCAGAAAGAAAACAGGGGAUUGCGAAGGAAACUACAGCAAUUGGAACUGAAAGUGGCACGGGAGCGCGCAGAGAGGACAAUUAGAGAGCGCGUCCUUGCCAGUCGUCCCAGCAGUGUCAAGAUCCUCGACCGGUACAGAGGAAUGGCAAGAGGUGAAGGACAUCUCACUGGAGGCCACAGGAGCUUUGUGAAGCCAGCGGGACACAACACAUGGAGAGAUGACCAACCCAUCACUGUUGAUGAGGGGAGUGGAACCUCAACCCAGCACGUUAUUGUGAUAGAGUCUGCAGAUGCAGAGGCUGCAGGUCCUGGGGUCAAGCUGGAGAGGUCUGAAGGAGAGGAGGACCCACAGCACAGCAGAGACAUCCAGACUGGAGCAAUGGCUGGAGUGGCAUCCCCUGUAGCUACCGAGGACCUCGCCACCGCUGCAGCACCUCAGACCAGGACCGGACGCAGCGUCACGGAGGCUGUCAGGAAUCGCAACCCAGUGUCCACGUCGAUGAGGCCUUCCGAUUCACACAGCGGUGCCCUUUUUGAUCAGGAGGAGGAGGGUCCAGAGGUGCUGCUGGUGAAGGAGGAGGGGUGUGAGGAGUGUCUGGGGAACCCUGAGGGGACCAUGGUCAUGGAGGACAACCAGACUACACCUCCUGAACCCACAGAGGAACUCGCUGAGCAGCACAGGACCACACACAGUCUCACUGAGUCAAUAGACAUGGAGGAUGGGAAGCCUAAUCUGCUGAUUGUCAAAGAGGAGACAAUAGAAGAUGGACCAAAGAGCAUUAAUCUGCUUAGUGGAAUAAAGAUGGGGGAGCAAGGUGGUUGGCUGGAGGCUAACAGAGGAGACUGGGGAGACGUCAUGGAUUCCCAGACCCAGACUGGUGCAGCCAAGGGCCCAGGGGACAACAUCACUGAGCAGGCCAGGACCAGAGGUGACAUAGUGAAGUCUGCAGUCCAUGAGGACCUGCUGAUAUCCAGUGUUGCUGGUGGGAGAGACUGGACCUCUGAAACAGCUGGUCACAAACCCUGGCACCGGAUCAGAACCCUGGAUCAGGAGCUUUCGCUCUUACUUCCCGAGUCGAAACCGGGACCGAACCACGAAGGAGAGAGACUCCACCACCACACAGAACACAACCAGUGGACAGGUGGAUUGAAUAACCUCAGUCCUGGUGGUCAUCCGAGAGACCAAGGAUCCAGUCUGCAGCCCAGACUCUUCUCUUCACAGUCUCAGUGCAGGGAUGGAGCAGGGCUUGGGGCUGAUAGAGAUAGACCCUCCUGUUCCUAUGAUACAAACACCACAGUAUCCAUUAUGAACAGAGCAGGUCACCCUGGGCUUCAGCCUUCACAGAGAGUGGUGGGAGACACCCCUGGUGGGAGUCUAUCAGCAAGUCUGUCUUCUCCUUCAGGAUCUCGUCUAAUGCCUGGUGACGGCGUUCAUAGAAAGCCUGGGCCUGGGUCUAGCCUUCCUCAGCUACCUCAGGGUAACCCCAUGAAUACAGACAAGGUCAGGAUGGGCAUUCACCACGAGAGGUACCUAGCCUAUAACACAGCAGACAAUCCCAACAACACCCAAACAAUGGCUAGAGGUCAAGGACGGAGCUCAAAUACUCCUGCUUCUACCUUCUCUGGUGACAUUGGGUCCCAAAGUGGGGGGCCGAACGUUAGGACUGACGCCAACAAGCCGUAUACCUGCUCCACGUGUGGGAAGUGCUUCGCUGAAGCGUACUAUGUGAAGAUGCACCAGACCGUUCAUACCAAGGAGAAGCCCUUCAAGUGCAAACUAUGUUACAAGAGCUUCUCCUUCCUGACUAACCUAAUCAGACAUAGGAGUGUCCACAAUGGGGAGAAAUCGUAGCAGUGUGGCUUGAUGUACACAGGGGAUAUCUGAGAACCAUUCUUUAGCUGACAUGUUAUAGUAAGAAGGUAAUCAACCACUUACCCUUCAUUAACCCUUUUGUUAACUUGUCAUUUGAAACAGGCUAGUAAAUACCUUGUUUUUAGAGAAAUUGUAAACCUAGGCUAGAACUAGAAGAGUUUAAUAUUUACCUUACUGAAGGUGAUGUAGUCAUAUUAUUUUCUAUUCUGUUCUAGCUAACACUAAUUUCUAAACAAGUCUGCUCUCAGUUUGAAAGAUACUGAUCAUAGGAUAUCUGAUGUGUAAUGUCAUAAGAAGUACCGUAUUUCAAAGAACAGCAAGCAUACCUUUAACAUUUAACCGCACCCUUUGAGGUAUGACGCAAACCAAUAAGAUACAUUCUCUUCAGAGUAAAUGGAGGUAGGUGGAAACGGGAAGAGAUGACUGACACAAUGGCGGAAACUGAUGUUUUUUUUAAAACUGCUGGCGAGUGAAGAUGACAGUGAGAAUGAGUGGGUUUCACUGGCGAAAAAGAAAGGAAACGAGAAGUAAAGUUGUGGUGGACAAUAGGAAACUCUUAGACUGGUUUUUGAUUGGAGUGGAGGUUUUGGACCAAUGGAACCUGGGAGAUGCAUUUGAAGUGGCGUCAGUGAGAGUCACAAGAAGUGGGCUUAUUUCGAUUUUCUUUUGUGUGUCGAGACAUGACAGGUGUCUCAAUCAAUGAGAGAAGACUUGAAAUAGACAAGAUGGCGGCGUACACAUUGUUGGAUACUUCGUGGAGCAAAAAAAGUAUUUAUUUUAACAACAGCAUAAAUCUCAAUUCAAACGAAUCCCUUGCAACUGGACACAGACAUUUUAUGGGGCUCCUGUUUCCACGAAUUGAGGACGAAGAAAAGGAUCUGUGCUACACCAAACAGUACCGAUCCUGUAAGACCCAUUAAUGGAUACCAAAAGUAUUCGGAUGAAUCACAUCUGGUGUAACAAUCUGUAGCUAAGGAUGUACAAGGAAUCCUGUACAUGAAGGUACCGCCCUCACAGGCCCCUGGACCUGUGUGGGGAUUUGAUUUGGAUUGGACUGUGAGUGACUGAAGAAGUGGGAUGGUUUUAAUUGAUCUAUAUUUGUAUUUUGUGUAUUGUCACCCCCCCCCCCCCC